AUGGAGCCGUCCAGCUCCCCUGCCCAUGAAUCGAAUAAUUUAAGCCCAGAUGACUCUGGAAGUGAUGAUCUCGGUACUAUCGUUGCAGAAAGUAAUCGCGCUUCGUCCGGAUACGAGGCAGUCGGCGCAGAAACACUCAGUCGUCGACCUACAAACCUCAACGACGUCGAACUCGAGCGCAUAAACACCUAUCGACUACAGCAUAAGUCCACCGUCGGAUCCGGAAUCGGCAUUGUCCCCCGUGAAAAAUGGCUUCCAAUGGGCGCUGGAAAACCAUACCCUCCCGAUCUUCCCGAUCCAGAGCAAUUUGUGGUGGAAUUCACGGGCGCCGAUGAUCCCUUGCAUCCGCAAAACUGGUCCACGAAUAAAAAAGUCACUAUUGCAGUCGUACUGGCCUAUACAACCUUUGUCGCGUCUUUCUCAAGUGCUAUCUACUCCUCGGCUGUGACUGCUAUUAGUCCCAGGUUUCACAUUAGCACUGAAGUUGCAGCCCUUGGUAUCACGCUCUAUGUCUUGGGAUUUGCUUCUGGACCUACCGUAUGGGCACCUGCUAGUGAACUUAUCGGGAGGAAAUGGCCAAUCACUAUUGGGAUCUUCGGGUUCUCGCUAUUUACGGUCGCGACGGCCACGAGCAAGGACGUCCAGACACUUAUGCUGACUCGUUUCUUUGCGGGCUUCUUUGCAGCGAGUCCCAUUGCUAUCGUACCUGCAGCCUAUGCUGACAUGUUCAAUAACCAAACACGUGGUGUUGCUAUCGCGAUGUUUGCAAUGGCGGUCUUUGUAGGGCCCUUUGCGUCUCCAUUCAUUGGGGGCUUUAUUACUAUGUCUUAUCUUGGCUGGAGGUGGACCAUGUAUAUCGCUAGUAUCAUGGGGUUCCUGGCAACUGGGCUUUGUCUCUUAUUCUUUCCAGAAACAUACGCUCCCGCCAUUCUGGUUGAGAAGGCAGUCACUCUUCGAAGACAGACGCACAAUUGGGGUAUUCGUGCGAGACAAGAGCAGGUUGAACUUGAUCUCAAUGAACUAAUAACAACUAAUUUUAGCAGACCUUUUCGAAUGCUUUUCACCGAACCAAUUGUGUUUUUGAUAUCGCUUUGGAUGAGUUUUGUGUAUGGCUUGAUGUAUGCCCUUCUGAGCGCAUACCCAGUCGUAUUUCAAGAAGUCCACGGCAUGAACCUUGGAGUCGGCAGUCUUCCGUUCAUCGGAUUGAUCAUUGGCGAAUUGCUAGCAGGUGCAUAUAUCAUGUUUGACCAAAGGUCCUAUUCGAAGAAACUGGCUGCAAAUAACAACAUACCUGUUCCUGAAUGGCGUCUUCCACCAUGCAUUCUGGGAGGAAUAUGCUUCACCCUUGGACUUUUCUGGUUUGGAUGGACAGGUUGGACUAAGUCAAUUCAUUGGAUGGCUCCGACAGCAAGUGGAGUGAUGACUGGAUUUGGGAUCUAUGUGAUCUUCCUCCAGUGCUUCAACUAUUUGAUUGACUCAUAUUUGUCAUUAGCCGCAUCGGUAUUUGCUGCUAACACCAUCAUUCGAUCGGCUGUCGGGGCAUCAUUUCCACUUUUCUCAAAACAAAUGUUUGUCAAUUUGGGUGUUCAAUGGGCUGGUACCCUUCUAGGCUGUCUUGCAUUGAUCAUGGUCCCAAUUCCCCUGGCAUUUAUGAGGUACGGGCCUUCUUUAAGACAGCGAUCAAACUUCGCACCUGAUACGAGUCGACGCCCUUCCGUAGCCGUUGAAAAAGAUUCACGCUCAAGUGUAUAA
Penicillium malachiteum is the source of this 1752-nucleotide messenger RNA. Its product is annotated as MFS transporter. The transcript is spliced from 3 exons. The record is from RefSeq and is a predicted model, not a curated record. Gene Ontology annotation, molecular function: transmembrane transporter activity. Gene Ontology annotation, biological process: transmembrane transport. Bases 1 to 1752 code for a protein of 583 amino acids. Lineage: Eukaryota; Fungi; Ascomycota; Eurotiomycetes; Eurotiales; Aspergillaceae.